Molecule: messenger RNA, 3077 nt
Organism: Epinephelus moara (kelp grouper)
Lineage: Eukaryota; Metazoa; Chordata; Actinopteri; Perciformes; Serranidae
Gene: zdhhc12a
Product: zinc finger DHHC-type palmitoyltransferase 12a
Exons: 5
Coding region: 307-1122 (271 amino acids)
Biological process (GO): peptidyl-L-cysteine S-palmitoylation; protein targeting to membrane
Cellular component (GO): endoplasmic reticulum; Golgi apparatus
Molecular function (GO): protein-cysteine S-palmitoyltransferase activity
Source: RefSeq, a predicted model, not a curated record
AUAAUACCUUGUUUGACUUUUUCGCGCAGCGUUCAGUUCGCGUAUUUUGUCCCACGCAGAGUCCCGUACCAAAACAAGGGAGUAGCAACUUCCGGUAUCAGGAUGAAUGAUGUAGAACCAGACAAAAAAUACAUAAAAUCUACAUCUAUCUCGGUAACUAGCUGCAGGAUAACUUCGUAAAUCCCACAGUUGUUUCCUAACAUAGUUAAAAUGUAUUCGAAUUUGAACGUUAUUGUUUUAUUUCCGUAAAAUAGCUAUGUUUUUACUGCUAACGAGGCUAGCUAGCUAGCAGCGGUGCUAACGUGAAUGACAGGGAUUGAAAUGGUGCAGAACAUGUUUCGGACCGGGUUUCUUGUUCGGGCCACGCACACACUGCUCACCUGGGUCAUCACCCUCGUACUGUUCCUGCACAACACAGAUUUGCGGAAGUGUGAGGAGCGAGGGGAGCUGCUGCUGCCCAUUCUGUUCUUCCUCGUGGUCGUGCUGUCGGUGCUCUUAUACUUUGCUGUUUCUUUGAUGGACCCUGGCUUUGUUCUAACUGACAGUGUCAAGGGUUCAGAUGAAGAAAUGGAGUCGAUGAUUCCUCAGUCCUCAACCCCUCGGCUGCGUCGCUGUGGAUACUGCCUGCUGCAGCAGCAGCCAAUGAGAGCGAAGCACUGUCAGACGUGUAAGCGCUGUGUUCGUCGCUUCGACCACCACUGUCCCUGGAUCGAGAACUGCGUGGGAGAGAGGAACCAUCGUUGGUUCAUCGUCUACCUGCUGGUGCAGCUGCUCGCUCUGCUCUGGGCGCUUCACAUCGCUCUGUCUGGCAUCUCGCCCAGCAUCACAUGGGAGCUGUGGUUCAGAGUGAACGGGUUCCUGCUGGCGGCGCUGGCCUUCGUCAGUAUCUUCUCCAUGGUGGUGCUGCUGCUGCUGGGCUGCCACCUCUACCUGGUCUCCAUCAACUGCACCACCUGGGAGUUCAUGUCGCGUCACAGGAUCUCGUACCUGAAGAACUGCGGAGACGAGGAGAACCCGUUUGACCGCGGCGUCCUCUGCAACCUGUGGGAUUUCUUCUGCAUCUGCAGGACGGUGGUGUGGGAGCAGACGUACAACGACAGAAGCACCACGAAUUCUGUCUGACCUACAACCAGACGCCACGUCACUACCUACAACCGAGUCAGACGCUUCUUUCAGGGAGAGAAAAUAAUUUUCUUAACCUCAAUAGCAGAGAUUUUUUUAAUUUCCUUUUUGGGUAAAAGUUUACAACUGAAUUGAACCAUAAAAUGUUUCCUAACUACCUGCUAAAGUUCACAUACAGUGCUAACAAGGCAUUAAGCAAAUCACUGAGCUGGUUUAAGCCUAAGCUUUGUUUAUACCAGCGCAAGACACCAUGGCGUGGGCCUCGGUAGAUGACAUGCAAGCUAUGAGCAUGCACUGAGGUGUUAAAGCUCAGUGUGCUGUUGGCUGCAAUAUGCUCCAAAACACUGGGUGACACACAAACAAAAUAUUCUGUGGAUAAGCAAGAAGUCUUAACAGCGAUCUCAUGUGCCUCCACACCCUGCAGUAAAAUGUCUUUCCCAGGUGUGUUGGCUGUUUCCAAAAACAUAAAGCCAUUAGAUGACUGUCCCUGUGGUCUCUCAGUGAAGAGUCGUCAUUAGAGAUCAGUAGAGAUGUCAGUACUGGCCAAUCUGCUUGGUCAGUCUUCCCUCGAAAGUGCUUCUGUGGAACUGAAAAGCGAGGUGGGCUCCUAGUAACAGAAACUCAGAGGUGCAUGACCAAGCAUCGCAACAACUUUUUAAGCCCUUGUGGUCGAUGCACAAAGGGUGAUUAUGUCAUUUUCUGGCAUGCAAAGGUCGCACCUGGGACACUAAGGCGAGUAUGAAACACAAAACAAAAACACCCCGUCUGUUUUUCAGUCAGUUCACCACUUGACUGAAAUAACUCAAAAACUUUUAGAUGGGCUGCCAUUAAAUUUUGCACAAUUGUUCAUGUUCCUCAGAGGAAGAAUCCUUUUUAGGAUCUUAAUGCAGGGCUGUCCCCAAAUCAGGAUUUUUCAAAGUCAGCUCACUUCAGAGUGAGUCGAGCCUGCGCUGGAAGUUCUUUUUCAGAGUCGAUGCGUUGCUUAGAAAACAAAUAUUUUAAUUUAUAGACAUAUUUAAAGAUCGAUUUUUCUUUGUGAGGAUAUUUUUAUCUUCGUUGGACAAUUUGACAGUGAUGAGGUAGACAGGAAAUGGUAGAAAAAGACUGGGCCAUGACAUGCAACAAAGGUAAUAAUAACUGGACUGAACCGGCGACAUUGCAGUUAUGCGACACACCCAAACCACUUAGCUACCAAGGCUCUCUGCAUAUGUUUGUUAUUGUAAACAUUAUUACUGCUGUUUUGUUUUCGAUAUUCAUUAUUGGGAUGUGCAAAAAUCAGAUUUACACCCAGUCAGAAAAUUAAAAAGUGUCCGUCCUGCUCGUAGUUCAGUUAACAAAAUCCAAGCAUAUUUAUAAUCAAGGUUCAAUCUGACCUGAUUAAGAGUAAAUAAGGCGAAGAAUCUGACAUUAUGCGCUCAUUUUUGGUUCUUUACACUUUGAUUCUGUGGACAAAAAAGGAAAUGAGGUUUCACAAUGAGCAUUUGUCUGGUGGAUGGUAAUAUUUGCAGAUAAUUCCUUAAUAUUUACUUAAACCCUGUGGACUGAAGAAAUCUGGACUCUAACUCUGGAUUACAAACACCAGAGGCAACAAGACUGAACGGUGAUAUGGUGAUAAUUUAAUGCAUUCAAAUGUUUUGUUAAAAUGAAGAUGAUUUGAUUCAAACAUUUGUUUCCUCAGGUCUGGUCACCACUUUCUCUUCUGUAAAUGUUUCUCCUGUUGCCUGGUGAGAGUGGUGACCUCUGUAUUACAACACUAACUGCCUUUACGUCUGGUGUGAUUCAUGUCUUGUGCCUUUGGUUUCAUGUGACUGCUGUAAGUGAUUAUUUUUAUUGUUAAUAAUGAACUAUAAGAUAAUCUUCACACUGGGAGCCAAAUAUUUUACAAACAUUUUUUUUACUGUAUUUGUUCUGUUUGUAUUUAUUGACAACGAGAGUACAUUAAAACACUGAUGAUA